Selaginella moellendorffii is the source of this 2058-nucleotide messenger RNA. Its product is annotated as receptor-like protein 4. The record is from RefSeq and is a predicted model, not a curated record. The coding region runs from base 85 to 2004 and encodes 639 amino acids. Lineage: Eukaryota; Viridiplantae; Streptophyta; Lycopodiopsida; Selaginellales; Selaginellaceae. The transcript has 9 exons. Gene Ontology annotation, molecular function: protein binding.
CCUAAAUUGCUUCCACUGAAACGCUCCGGACGGGAAGAAAAUCCCGCAUUGGCUCUCAAUCCAUGCGAGCAGCUGGAGAGAGCUAUGGCGGCGCCCUGGCGGACGAAUCCGUGCUGGUUCUGUCUAGCUAGCGGCAUUGCAAUUCUCCUGUGGAGCGCGGCCGGGGCGAGGGCCGAUCAACAGCGAGCUGCGACGAUCUCCCAGAAUACUUCGUUACGCAUCGACUGCGGCGGGCCAAGAACUUUCGUGAACGAAUUCAAGGAGAAAUGGCUCUCGGACAGAUUCUACACGGGAGGGAGCACCGCCGCGCUCGUCUCGACCUCGGACCACUUGAGGCGAUCCCACGAGUGGUCUCUACGCUACUUUCCUCCCUCAACCGGCAAGAAGAAUUGCUACAUUGUGGAGCUCCCAAACGGCCGCUACUCCAUCCGGAUGUUCUUCGUCUACGGGAACUAUGAUCGCAAGUCCAGGCCCCCAAACUUCGACGUCUCGGUGGAAGGCACGGUGGUUUUCAGCUGGAGAUAUCCUUGGUCCGACGAAGAAGCAAAGAAUGGUGUCUACAGCGAUCUCUACACCUUCAUCGACGAUGGCGACGUGAAGAUUUGCUUCUACAGCAUUGCGACGGACUCGCCGGUGAUAGGGGCCUUGGAGAUCGUCUCGGUUGAUCCACAGUCGUAUAGCUCCCUGGCGACUGGGACCGACGUGAUCCUUGUCAACUAUGGACGUUUCACUGGUGGGCUCAAGGCUUUUGGAGCUGGUGUGAGCCGCGAGGGUGACAAACUCGGUCGGGCAUGGGAACCGGAUGCUACUCUCGCCACCACUUUCGGGGAGAGCUUUUAUCUCCGAACGGAUGAUCCUAUCAAGAACGCCGAGGUUGCUCCAAACUAUUUCCCACAGCGGCUUUACCAGUCAGCUCACACGCUAACUUCACCCGGCAGCAUCGAGUUUAUGUUCACGGUGGACACGAGCCUCGACUACAUGCUGUGGUUUCACUUCGCAGAGAUUGAUACGGCGGUCACGGCUUCUGGCCAGAGAGUUUUCGACGUCUUCAUCAACAGCGAAGCUGCGUUCUCGGAGGUGGAUGUUUACAAGGAGGCUGGAAGCUUUGCUGCUUAUGACUUGUUUCACGUACUUAAGAACCUCACUGGCUCGGCUCUCAACGUGACGCUCUCGCCGCGAGUAGGAACACCAAUUCUCAAUGGAUUGGAGAACUAUGCAAUCCUCCCUAUGGAUCUAUCAACAAGCGUGGAUGAAGUUCUAGCAAUGCUAGCUUUGAAAGAAAGCUUGCGAGUUCCUGAGAGAAUGGGAUGGAAUGGCGAUCCUUGUGCUCCGUUUAAUUGGGAUACAUGGGAAGGUGUCACUUGCAAUUAUGCUCCGGAUGGGAAAUCCCUCGUCAUCACUCGUCUGGACCUGUCUGGUCAAGGACUGAAAGGAACAAUCAGCGACACAAUCACCUCACUGAAGCAUCUGAGAUAUUUGAACAUGAGCAACAACAACUUACGAGGAAGCAUUCCCUCCGGUCUUGGAAACGACAAUCUCGAAACUGUGGAUUUGUCUUCGAAUGAUCUGACAGGAAGCAUUCCAGAAAGCUUGGGCCAAGCGCAACUUGUCAAAGUGCUUCUAAACAACAACGAGCUAAACGGACAAGUUCCACUGACUCUCUACACCAUCGGUGUACGUGGUGGAUUCUUCAACAUUUCCUCCAACGACGAUCUCUGCGGAGUUCCCGCACUGCCCGAUUGCCCCUUCUGGCAACACCAGGAGCUCUCGACUCCUGCUAAGAUUGGCAUAGCUCUCACAGCUCUAGCCGGCGCUGCUGUUCUUUCCACGCUGAUCUACAUUUUCGUCAUCCGGAGGCGAAGAGACGACUAUAACUUUGGCCUUCCUCAUCAGCUCGCCUCCCGGAGCGCACGGUAUCAAAGACACAAAUCUAAGCUACGACUGGAAGAUUCGUCCGCGCCAGUGUCAAAGUUUGGCUUCGCCGCAAACAUGAACACGCUGUAAAAACAAAACAUAGAUAUAUCUACCUUUUAACUACAACAGUGAAGUUUUAACGGA